AUGAACGGAGUGUCUGUCGAUAUCAACCACCUCAAAAAAGGCGAGGUGAACCUCGGCACGUCCAUUAUGGCGGUCACGUUCAAAGACGGCGUCAUUCUCGGAGCUGACUCCAGAACCACCACGGGAACCUACAUCGCCAACAGAGUCUCAGACAAGUUGACCCAGAUCCACGACACCAUCUACUGUUGUCGUUCCGGCUCUGCUGCCGAUACUCAGGCUGUGGCCGAUAUUGUGAAAUACCACUUGCAAGUUUACGCCAGCCAGUUGCCACCGGGUGAAAAACCCACCACCAAGGUCGCUGCCAGUGUUUUCCAGGAACUCUGCUACAACAACAAGGACAACUUGACGGCGGGCAUCAUCUGCGCAGGAUACGACAAGAAGAACAAGGGUAAGGUGUUUUCUGUGCCCAUUGGCGGCUCUAUCCACGAGCAGCAGUACGCCAUUGCCGGUUCCGGUUCGACGUUUAUCUAUGGAUGGUGUGACGAGAACUACAAGCCUGAUAUGGAGAAGGACGAGUGCGUGGCGUUCAUCAAGACGGCGUUGGGCGAGGCCAUCAAGUGGGAUGGCUCGUCGGGCGGUGUGGUGAGAAUGGUGAUUUUGACGGAGGCAGGUGUGGAGCGCUUGAUCUUCUACCCUGAGGACUACCAAAAGUGA
Candidozyma duobushaemuli is the source of this 654-nucleotide messenger RNA. RefSeq names its product proteasome core particle subunit beta 1 (gene PRE3). Gene Ontology annotation, cellular component: proteasome core complex. The record is from RefSeq and is a predicted model, not a curated record. Lineage: Eukaryota; Fungi; Ascomycota; Pichiomycetes; Serinales; Metschnikowiaceae. The transcript has a single exon. Bases 1 to 654 code for a protein of 217 amino acids. Gene Ontology annotation, molecular function: threonine-type endopeptidase activity.